AUGGCCCUUCACGCCACUCCUCCCGGCUACAACACCCCCGGCGACUUGGUUGGUACUCUUGGGCCCGGAACUGGUGGCGCUGCCGGUCACGUCACCCUUUUCUAUUCUUGGGCCGACGCGUCCAAGACCUCGUACAACACUCUUGAGUGCAGGGGCGGCGCUGGCUGUGUUGCCUACAAGCGCCCUGUUGGCUGGACUGAUGGGCCUUACACGGCUAAGCCUUACAGAUAUAUUCACGUUGAGUAG
This is a messenger RNA of Metarhizium acridum CQMa 102, 246 nucleotides long. Lineage: Eukaryota; Fungi; Ascomycota; Sordariomycetes; Hypocreales; Clavicipitaceae. The record is from RefSeq and is a predicted model, not a curated record.